This is a messenger RNA of Cephus cinctus (wheat stem sawfly), 1411 nucleotides long. It is a transcript of the gene trsn, whose product is annotated as translin. The transcript is spliced from 5 exons. The record is from RefSeq and is a predicted model, not a curated record. Gene Ontology annotation, molecular function: single-stranded DNA binding; sequence-specific DNA binding; RNA binding. Gene Ontology annotation, biological process: RNA metabolic process. Gene Ontology annotation, cellular component: nucleus; cytoplasm. NCBI's taxonomy places the organism in Eukaryota, Metazoa, Arthropoda, Insecta, Hymenoptera, Cephidae. Bases 315 to 1019 code for a protein of 234 amino acids.
CUCAUUUUUAUACGAAAUGUCAUUGACACAUGAUUGUUUUUUAUGGUAAUAUUAUGGGGUUUGUAAAUACUGUUUAUUUAUUUACUUUGUCCCUUUUAAUUGUGCACCUGUUUAAAUAUAUUACUAAUUUACUUUUUUCUUUAUUACGAGCCAUAGCCUCGUACAUGUUUUUCUUAUUCGUGAUGGCACACGAACGAAAACAAAGCAUUAUUGCCAACUUUAUGAAAUACAGUUCUGUGCUAGGAGAUAAUCACGUUAUACGAUUUUAUUAUAUUUAAAAGAAAAGUGAAGACAAAUAUAUUAUUGUUUCCAUAAUGCCGGAAGAAAUUUCUAGCAUUUUUAAUUCCUUCCAGGAUUAUCUGAAUAGCGAGUCAGAACUUCGUGAGGAGAUUCGUGAUAUUGUAAAAGAUAUCGAAAAGAGUGCCAGGGACAUAUUAAUGAUCCUACAAAAUAUUCAUAAUGAAAAUACCAUCGAAGAGAACAUAAUUGUCUCCCAAUAUUGUAAAAAGGCAAGAGAAUUAUUUGGUGAUGUACGCCAGCAUUAUGGGAAGCUUGCUACUGUAGUAACACCAGAUCAAUAUUAUCGCUUUCAUGAUCAAUGGCGAUUUGUCACUCAAAGACUAUGUUUUCUUGCAUCUCUCAUGAUUUAUCUAGAGAUGAAGAUUCUAGUGAGCAAACAAACGGUUGCGGAAAUAUUGGGUGUUCAAAACAGUCGGGAAGAUGGUUUUCAUCUGGAUCUUGAAGAUUUCCUAAUGGGUCUACUUCAGCUUUCCACUGAGUUGUGCCGUUUUGCAGUAAAUAGUGUGACAAACGGAGACUACAAUCGUCCUAUAGAAAUAUCAAGAUUUGUGAACGAAUUGAAUGCAGGCUUUCGUUUACUGCAUCUGAAGAAUGAUAUGCUGCGCAAGCGCUUUGAUGCUCUUAAGUAUGAUGUGAAAAAAAUUGAAGAAGUGGUUUAUGAUCUGAGUAUUCGAGGAUUAAAACCCUCUGUGGCUCCAGCCGAACAAGAGGCUGAAUAGAAAAAAUACCAAAGGUUGGAUUUAUGCAUCUUUUCUAUUUUUUCUCACUGAUAUUUGGUAUGCUUGAUAUCGGUAACACAGAUAAGGCUGAAGCUUUACGCUUAGAUUUAUUAAUUACGCAAGCCACACAAAGUCAAAGUCGAAGUGUUGAAAAAAAGUUAUUGGUCCAUAUAUAUAGUUUUUUUUUUAAUAGUUAUAUGCGUAACAAUUUGCACUUGAGUAUGGAAUAUUUUGAUAAACAAUAUGGUUUAGAUUAAAAGUGUGAGGUUAUUAUGGUAAUGAUAAAUGUUCUAAAAUUAUAUUCAAUGAAAAUCUUUUUUUUACAUAUAACAUACGUAUAGAAUUUGUACGCUAAAAAUUUGAGUACAUUAAUAAACAUGUAUUACAGUGUC